This is a messenger RNA of Aegilops tauschii subsp. strangulata, 1788 nucleotides long. Its product is annotated as two-component response regulator ORR3. Gene Ontology annotation, biological process: cytokinin-activated signaling pathway; phosphorelay signal transduction system. NCBI's taxonomy places the organism in Eukaryota, Viridiplantae, Streptophyta, Magnoliopsida, Poales, Poaceae. The record is from RefSeq and is a predicted model, not a curated record.
AGUACAAUGCACUUUGAUUGAUUAACUCUCAGUUGUGCAUCAUUGCGUUCAUGCCACCAGCUGUCAAUGAACUGUUACAAUCUCGUGGUUUUCGGUCGGCUGAUCAUGGUAGAUGCUUCAGAUCACAGUGACAUGGUUGACUUGCAUAGAGUAUCGAUCCCAAACUUUAAUUUUUUUUGUCAAUCUCACGUAGUGCUGUGGUUAACUGUAUGUCAACCCAUUAAAUCUUUUGGAUGAUAAUGCUUGAUGUGAACAGCCUGAAAUCAGGGACCUCAUGUGCUCCAUGAUGCCAUCUGUCUGAUGAAAGAUGUGCCUUGUCAUGCAGGCAGUGUAGUCUGGGUUCGUAUAUUUUUCGAAAGCAAACCCACAAUAGGUGCCCUCGGAGUUGAAGGACUCUGAUAGUAAGCAAUGUGCCACGAACUCGGUAUAUUGCAUCAGUUUUCCUGUAGAUUAUAUUUUUCAGGUCCUAAAUUUGUACCAUCUUCAUUUGAGUGCAUGUACCACAUCACAUGGUUGACAUUUAGCCUUGUAGUUCUUAUGUUUACCAGAAGCAACAGCUGAAUUGCGUUUCUCUUGAGUUGACCUUAUUGCUUCUGUUCUUUUGAUGUUUACGCAGGAGCAGCGGCUCGUGCAUGGACAGCUAACACCUGUACGCUUCUGAAUAUGAGCCAGUAAAAUACCCCGGAAAGAAAUAAAAGUUGUGCAGCUCCCAAGAUCAAUGAGCAGUACCAAUCCCCCUUCCGCGACCAGCCAUGUUGCCCUCACACGCCAUCCGCUGGAGCAUGGAUGCGGGCUCUCUGAAUGGCGGUCCAGAUGCAGAGGAACUGACUCCACGAGUUUAAAAAACGGGCUUCUUCAGAUGAGGGUGCUGAUCAUCAUCAUCAUCAUCUGCCCUGGCCCUGGGGUCACAGAGCUCGGCUCAAUUGCGGCAUGUGCAACAUGUACUAGUAUAAUCUGGGGACCCGGGAAUCGAAUUACAAAACUCGGGGGUUAUUGAUUGAUUUGGAUAGUAUUCUGUUCUGCUUCGCGUAGGCCAGCGCUGCGCCACCGGCUCUCGAGAUUUGGCAUCGGCUCCAUCCAUCCCCUUGUGCUGCCUCUGCCCGAUGUCGACGACGGUGCAGGAGCCGCCGCACGUCCUGGCGGUGGAUGACAGCCUCGUCGACCGUGUCGUCAUCUCCAGGCUCCUCCGCAGCUCCAAGUACAGAGUGACGACGGUGGACAGCGGGAAGAAGGCGCUGGAGGUGCUGAGCCUGGGCCACGAGAGCGUGCAGCUGAUCAUCACGGACUACUGCAUGCCGGAGAUGACCGGCUACGACCUGCUCAAGCGGGUCAAGGAGUCGGCGGAGCUGCGCGGCAUCCCGGUGGUGAUCAUGUCGUCGGAGAACUCCCCCGCCAGGAUCCGCAGGUGCCUCGACGAGGGCGCGGAGGAGUUCCUCAUCAAGCCGGUGCGCCCCUCCGACGUCUCCCGCCUCUGCAACCGGGCCAUCGCCGCCAUGCCCAUGCGGUAGCAACGGCCGGUCGGUGCCGUGCUGCUGAUCGGUGCUAGUCUGCUAGCUUGCUAAUCCAAUCCUCCCUCCCUCCUCUGCUGAGUUCUCACUGACGAGAUAUCCCCAUGUACAUGCGUCUGCUGCAGGGUUGCAUCCCAUGGUGAAAUCAAAACUGAAUGAAUUCCAUGACAACCCACGGAAAUGUAUGUAUUCCUUACUUGCCAAUGUAUGAAAUCCACCACUAACUGUGAAACAGUAAAGCGGCAGGCCACCAAUCAAUUCAAAGAAUCUGAUUGAGCAA